AUGGGCAACUUUUCUCGGCAAUGGCAAUACACUAAUGGAGGUGAGAGAGCCUUCGUUAUAUUGGGAGAUGGAAAGCUUCACCUGGCAGGAGGAGGAGUUACAGCCCCAGAUUCUGUCCUUCAGCGAACCAACCCUGCACCAGCAAAUCCACCGCGUCUCCGGUCACCACUUGUGGUUGAACUAGAGGUCGGAAACUGUGGCCCAAAAGCAUUGAUGCUCCAGCUUGACAUGUAUCUCCAGCAGCCGCACAGCAUGUAUGUUCUUGGUAUCAAGAUUUACAAGAAGCAGCCCCUUCUGGCUGGCAACCCCUUCCCUGCUGUUGCCAUUUUGUGGCGGAAAGCUCAGAUUGCGGGACAUAAUCAUACUGUAGAGGGAGUUUGGAACUUUGGGAGUGCGGAUUUGAAUUCACGUUUUGUUCAAGCCUUUUGCACAGCACCUGCAAGUGCAAAUCUUGAUGCACCUGCGGAUACUGCUUUUCAACACAAUCCUGCAAGCAACCCUGCAAACAACAAUGUCAUUACAGUGGACGCUACGUUCCUUGUGCAGGGAGUCCAUUAUCCCACCGGGGUUGCAGUUCAGGCUGGACCUGAUCUGACUAUUGAUCUUGCCAAUGUAUUCUAUGCAGCCAAUAGAGCAGAUUAG
Molecule: messenger RNA, 642 nt
Organism: Seminavis robusta
Lineage: Eukaryota; Bacillariophyta; Bacillariophyceae; Naviculales; Naviculaceae
Source: the annotation of a GenBank genome assembly